Botrytis byssoidea is the source of this 204-nucleotide messenger RNA. RefSeq lists its product as uncharacterized. The record is from RefSeq and is a predicted model, not a curated record. The coding region runs from base 1 to 204 and encodes 67 amino acids. The transcript is spliced from 2 exons. Lineage: Eukaryota; Fungi; Ascomycota; Leotiomycetes; Helotiales; Sclerotiniaceae.
AUGGAAAUUAUAUUUCUAUCGGCCCUGGCUCACCGUUCUACACUCGACUCGAGCACCACAAUAAUACUAGAAUGUUUGAAUGACAUAGAAUUUGUUAACAGUCACUUGUCUGUGAAUUCAAUCAUGUCUGCGAAAGCUAUACUUUCAAAUCUCAACUUUUGCACACCCUUCUCAAAUAACCCUGUAUUUUCCUUCGAGCUAUGA